Messenger RNA from Solanum tuberosum (potato), 1908 nucleotides. RefSeq lists its product as uncharacterized. The record is from RefSeq and is a predicted model, not a curated record. NCBI's taxonomy places the organism in Eukaryota, Viridiplantae, Streptophyta, Magnoliopsida, Solanales, Solanaceae. The coding region runs from base 1 to 1908 and encodes 635 amino acids. The transcript has 9 exons.
AUGAAUCCACCAGUCAGUGUUAUUAAUCAGCUUCAUAGUAUCUUUGCUAAGUUCUAUUGGGUAAAUUCCACUGGUGCUAAACACAAGCAUUGGGUUUCAUGGGAUAAGAUGUGUUUGCACAAGAAGGAAAGGGGUUUGAGCUUCAGAUCUAUACAGGAUGUAUCAAAAGCUUUGGUGGAUUUUCAAGCUAUGAAUCCACCAGUCAGUGUUAUUAAUCAGCUUCAUAGUAUCUUUGCUAAGUUCUAUUGGGUAAACACCACUGGUGCUAUAAACAAGCAUUGGGUUUCGUGGGAUAAGAUGUGUCUGCCCAAGAAAGAAAGGGGUUUGAGCUUCAGAUAUAUACAGGAUACAUCAAAAGCUUUAAUAGCAAAGCUUAUGUGGAUUUUCAAGAUUCAUAGUAUCUUUGCUAAGUUCUAUUGGGUAAACACCACUGGUGCUAUAAACAAGCAUUGGGUUUCAUGGGAUAAGAUGUGUCUGGCCAAGAAAGAAAGGGGUUUGAGCUUCAGAUAUAUACAGGAUACAUCAAAAGCUUUAGUAGCAAAGCUUAUGUGGAUUUUCAAGUCUUUUGGAUUUUUCAAUUCUUCAAGGAGUAUCAAACAAAGAGAUCCUAUUUCUCCAACCUUAUUCAUUACUGGACCUGAAAUUUUAUCCAGAAACUUAAACAUGUUGUUUGGGAAUAAUAAUUUCAAAGGAUAUGAUUUUCCAAAAUGGAGUUCUGAAGUGAAUCAUUUAUCAUAUGCAGAUGAUACCAUCUUAUAUUUCUCAGGACAAUCUACUUCUAUGAGAAUGAUGUCCUCUAUGAAUCCACCAGUCAAUGUUAUUAAUCAGCUUCAUAGUAUCUUUGCUAAGUUCUAUUGGGUAAAUUCCACUGGUGCUAAAAACAAACAUUGGGUUUCAUGGGAUAAGAUGUGUCUGCCCAAGAAGGAACGGGGUUUGAGCAUCAGAUCUAUACAGGAUGUAUCAAAAGCUUUGGUGGAUUUUCAAGCUAUAAAUCCACCAGUCAGUGUUAUUAAUCAGCUUCACAGUAUCUUUGCUAAGUUCUAUUGGUCUUUUGGAUUUUUCAAGUCUUCAAGGGGUCUCAAACAGGGAGAUCCUAUUUCUCCAACUUUAUUCAUUACUGCUAUGAAUCCACCAGUCAGUGUUAUUAAUCAGCUUCAUAGUAUCUUUGCUAAGUUCUAUUGGGUAAAUACCAGUGGUGCUAAAAACAUAUAUUGGGUCUCAUGGGAUAAGAUGUGUCUGCUCACGAAUGAAAGGGGUUUGAGCUUCAGAUCUAUACAGGAUGUAUCAAAAGCUUUGGUAGCAAAGCUUUGGUGGAUUUUCAAGGUUCUUACUGGAAACUCAAACUUCUGGUUUGACAAUUGGACUAAGCAAGGUGCACUUUAUUACAUAGAAGGGAAUCAUGCAGAGGAAGAGGAAAUUGAGGUUAGAGAAUUCAUCAACCAAGGAAACUGGGAUAUUCCUAAGCUCAGGAGCAAAUUAUCAGAGGAGAUGAUAAAACAUAUUGUGGAAACAAUCAAACCUCCAACAGAAGGAAGAAAGGAUGAUAAACCAUGGUGGAUGGCCAACACUAAAGAAGUUUUUUAUGUUAAAUCAGUUUGGGAACUUGUGAGGAAAAGAGAUGAGCCUACACAGUGCUAUGAAUUAAUGUGGAUAAAGAGAGUUUCUUUUAAGAUAAACUUCUUUUAUUGGAGAGUAUGGAGGAGGAGAAUAUCAACUGAUGAUAAUCUGAAAAGGAUGAAAAUUACAUCUGUCUCUAGAUGUCAUAGUUGUGACACUUAUGAAGAGGAAACCAUGUGCCAUUUAUUACUAACUUCUCCCACAGCCAACAAGCUAUGGAAGCAAUUUGCUAUUUUUGCAGGUAUCAAUAUUGACAACAUGCACUUACAACAAGUAAUAAUUAAAUUCUAG